AUGGAGUCACUAGAGAAGCUGGAGUCGGGGUCUAUGCAGGGCAGAUCCGAAUCUGCUGCUGCUCCGCCUAAGCCUAAAGAAGAAGACACAACGCUCGCCACGCCGGUCCGUGGGGACUCCACAAGCACAUCCCACAACGACAACCACGGUAUCUCCUUGCGUGAAGUUGAUCCUGUAUCCGUGCGAUUGGAACAUCUUACAGUUUCAGUCGAUGAAUCGCCAAAUGCCUUUGCCCGCGCCUUCUCGAAGCAGAAACCGUCACCAGAUCGCAACCAUGUCAAGACUAUACUUGACGAUAUAUCGGCGGAUAUGCCAUCCGGAAGCCUCACAGCCAUUAUAGGAGGAAGUGGAAGCGGAAAAACAUCAUUACUCAACUCUAUGAGCGGACGCUUGGCAGUGGGAAAUCGGCUUGCUACCUCGGGCCGGACGCUAUUCAAUGGCAGCGAGGAUGCAUCGCGCAUCAGAAGCGCAUAUGUUAUCCAACAGGACAUCCUGCUUCCGACGUUGACCGUCAGAGAAACUCUAACUUAUGCCGCGCAAUUGCGACUACCUUCUUCCGUUGACAAGAAAGAGAGGAAGCAGCUUGUUGAAGAAGUCAUUUUGGAGCUGAGCCUGAAAGAAGCUGCAGAUACUAGGAUUGGAAACCAUGCGCACAAAGGCUGCAGUGGAGGAGAGAAAAGGAGGACAAGUAUCGGUGUUCAACUUUUGUCAAACCCUUCUCUCUUAUGGCUAGAUGAACCGACCACUGGACUAGACUCAACGAGUGCUUUCCAAGUGAUAAAGACCCUGCAAAAUCUCGCCCGAAAUGGACGUACCAUCAUUGUUACUAUUCAUCAGCCGCGUUCUGAGAUCUGGGAUUUGUUUGACAAUGUCGUCCUUCUGUCUCGGGGCAGUCCUGCGUAUGCUGGUAGCGCGAAAGACUGCCUUCCAUACUUUGCUAAACUUGGCCACGAUAUGCCUUCGUUCACCAAUCCAGCCGAAUAUCUCAUCGACGUUGUCAGUGUCGAUAAUCGGAGCGUAGAAGCAGAGAAGGCGGCUCAAGAGCGUGUCGGUCGCGUGAUAGAGGCAUGGAGAUCGCAUUGCAACAACAAUCUCCAAGAAAAGCACGAAGCAGCCACUCCGGCCACGACAAUGACGAAAACUGAGCGGCAGAGGCGACGUGCUAGCCAGACAUCACUAAUUCAGCAGACCCGCGUACUUACCGCACGAACAUGGACUGUAACCAUUCGUGACCCUAUGGGCAUGUUCGGAAGUCUUGUUGAAGCAAUCGGUAUGGCGGUCAUCACAGGAUGGAUCUUUUUGCAACUCGAUGGUUCACUAUCUGGCAUCCGAUCUCGACAGGGAGCCCUGUAUAACGCAGCCGCGCUCCAAGGGUACCUGAUCUUACUCUAUGAGACAUACCGACUUACAACGGAUAUCCAACUAUUCGAUGAAGAGGCGCGACAAGGUGUAGUCAGCAUACCAGCAUUUCUCGUCUCCAGACGAUUGGCCCGAAUCUUGAUCGAGGACAUACCGGUACCUCUCAUCUUCUCGCUGAUCUAUUACUUCUUCUGUGGCUUUCGUGCAGAUGGGGGCCAGUUCCUCACAUUCUUCGGUAUCAUACUGCUGCAUCAGUAUAUCGCGGUGUGCUUCGCCAUGACCUGUGUUGCUUGCUCGAGACAUUUCGCUGGAGCGAGUCUGGUAGCUAAUCUCGCGUAUACCCUUCAAUCGAUGGCAUGCGGUUACUUUAUCCAGUCGAACACGAUCCCCAUCUACGUACGCUGGACAAAGUGGAUAGCCUAUGUCUUCUAUGCUUUUGGAGCUUUGUGCGCCAAUGAGUUCACAGGCUCGUUUUAUGACUGCCCGUUGGAGGGUGGGCGGUCAAAUCCAGCCUGCAAAGAAUACGACGGUGAUUUUAUCAUGGACUCUCUUGGUUUUCCAGACGACUGGGUUUGGAGACCUAUACUCGCCCUUCUUGGGUUCGCCAUCGCCUUUUAUAUAGGUGCAGGGGUGUUGCUCAAGUUCUGGAACGCCGAGAUUGCGAUGGCUCGCGCGAGACCUUCCAAUAUGGACGCCUCUGCUGGCAAAGAGAAGAUGAGCGAGCGUGUGGCGGACAAUGUCAGAACAAUCGACAUUCGGCUAGAAGGUUAUGGCAUGGAUGUUGAAAAACGAUCAUUACGGAAGCGCUGGACGAAGACUAUACUCAAGCCGCUUACUGCCGACUUUUUCCCUGGGUCAUUGAAUGUCAUCAUGGGACCUUCAGGUUCUGGGAAAACGUCAUUGCUGAAUAGCAUGGCAAUGAGACUCAAAGACGAUACAUCGACGCGUUACAAGCAGUAUGGCUCGAUGAGCUACAACGGCUUGAUCCCAGCCCAAGAAGUCGUUCACUCGAUCUGUUCCUUCGUCACGCAAGACGACGACGCACUACUAGCAUCAUUGACAGUGCGGGAAACCCUUCGUUAUGCAGCCGGUCUACGUCUUCCAAAAUGGAUGUCGAGGGAACAAAAAACCCAGAAAGCCGAAGAAAUCUUGCUGAAGAUGGGUCUCAAAGACUGUGCAGACAACCUCAUCGGCAACGACAUUAUCAAGGGCAUCAGUGGCGGCGAAAAGCGCCGUGUUACGAUUGCCGUCCAAAUCCUGACAGAGCCGCGUGUUCUGUUGCUUGACGAGCCGCUGUCAGGUUUGGAUGCAUUCACGGCGCUAUCCAUUAUGGAUGUACUCCGUGGUCUGGCCCAGGAAGGUCGCACACUGAUCGUCACGAUCCAUCAGCCGCGUAGUGACCUCUUCGCUCAUUUUGGCAACAUUCUGCUUCUUGCUCGUGGUGGACAUCCCAUUUAUGCUGGUCCUGCUGACAGCAUGUUAACUCAUUUCGCCGGCCUAGGCUACGAAUGCCCACGUCAUGUCAAUCCAGCUGACUUCGCUCUCGAUUUGAUUACUGUUGACCUUCAGCAUGAGAGACGUGAGGCGGCCAGUCGAAAGAAGGUACGCAAGUUGGUCGAGUCGUGGAACGCUAGUGUUUACCCUGUUGCUCGAAUUGGGUCGAUAACGACACCAGCGGAGCUGGGAAGUAUGGCACGAGAACCAUCAUCCUUCGCUUCAGCAUAUUUGAUUCUGAUUCGACGUGCGACGAAGAACAUGUUUCGUCAGCCAGAUAUUCUGAUUGCGCGCAUCAUGCAAGUGGUGGGAUUGGGUAUCGUGCUUGCACUCUACUUUGCACCACUCAAGACCGAUUAUUUCUCUGUUCAGAACAGGCUUGGAUUUCUUGUAGAGAUCGCACCACUCUACUUUGUCGGCAUGCUUAACAACAUCGCCGUGUAUCCUAUCGAGAGAGACGUCUUCUACCGAGAUUACGACGAUCGCAUCUACGGUGUUGAAGCGUUCUUCCUCACAUACGUCUCCAUCACCACUCCAUUCGAGAUUAUAAGCUGCCUCGUCUUCUCGGUGCUCGCCGUUUUCGCCGUCGGCUUAGAACGCAAUGCGCAAACGUACUUCAUCAUAACCUUCAACGCCUUCUGCAUCACCAGCUGUGGCGAGAGUCUAGGAAUAGCUUUCAACACGCUGUUUACACACACCGGCUUCUCGGUGAACUGUAUGUCGGUCUUUCUCAGUGUUGCUCAGGUUAUGGGUGGUGUGUUGUCACUCGACGUUCCAGAUUUCCUGCAAGCUUGGAACCAUCUUUCACCUGUGAAGUGGGCGGUCGGGAAUAUGGCGCCGUAUACGCUUCGUGGACUUACAUUCACGUGCGAAGACUGGCAGAGGGUCAACGGAGAAUGCCCCAUUCAAACUGGAGAGCAAGUGCUUGACUUGUAUAAACUGAACAAGAACCCGGAGAUGAACCUUAUGGCUUUGGGUAUAUGCGCUAUCGUAUAUCGACUUCUGGCGUAUGUUGUGCUCAAGGUAGUCAAGGAACGCUGGCUUGGGAAGUUAUGGCAAAGGUUGGGUGGUGGGAAGAAGAGACAGACGACCGAGGCACCUCAAACAUAA
Molecule: messenger RNA, 3963 nt
Organism: Alternaria burnsii
Lineage: Eukaryota; Fungi; Ascomycota; Dothideomycetes; Pleosporales; Pleosporaceae
Product: abc transporter
Exons: 4
Coding region: 1-3963 (1320 amino acids)
Cellular component (GO): membrane
Molecular function (GO): ATP hydrolysis activity; ATP binding; ABC-type transporter activity
Source: RefSeq, a predicted model, not a curated record